Bipolaris zeicola 26-R-13 is the source of this 702-nucleotide messenger RNA. RefSeq lists its product as uncharacterized. NCBI's taxonomy places the organism in Eukaryota, Fungi, Ascomycota, Dothideomycetes, Pleosporales, Pleosporaceae. The record is from RefSeq and is a predicted model, not a curated record. The transcript is spliced from 7 exons. Bases 1 to 702 code for a protein of 233 amino acids. Gene Ontology annotation, molecular function: oxidoreductase activity, acting on NAD(P)H.
AUGAAAGAGUUUAUUGGUGGACCUGGAUUGGUCGGCAAAGUUGUCGAGCAUGACAUCCCACAGCCUGGAGUGGGUCAGGUUGUAGUCAAGGUAGCGGCCGCUGGGUCAACCCAAAAGACUGGUAUCCCAAAUGGAAGUUUUGCAGAAUAUGCGGUGAUUGAGGUUAAUACUGCGUGGGUUCUUGGGCCCCAGACGACCUUCGAGGAAGCAGCAACGGCCCCUCUCAAUGUCUGCAUUGCUGCAACUGGUCUCUAUCUGGACCUUAAACCUCUCGUGCCCUGGCUACCAGCAAAGGAACCCACACCUUUGAUCGUUUGGGGAGCCACGUCUGCCGUGGGAUCAUAUGCAGUUCAGCUUGCUUACCUGGAAGACUUCAUCGACCGGAGCCAAGGGGACACAAUUCUUGACUACCGCGAUUCCGAGGACGACAUUAAAGAAGGCAUUCGGAAUGCCGCAGGCGGGCGUGAGAUCCUGCACGCGAUUGAAGGGACUAUGGGCACUGGCGGCCAUAUUGCUCUUGUGCUUUUUGAGAAAGAAUACACUGGCAUUCCAAGUCAUGUCACACACAACAAGUAUAACGUAUCGGUCGUGCAUGAGAGCGAGAAGGAUUUUGGUUUCGGGGGGCUCAACGGAGUUAUCACAGCGUUUGAGCGGUUGAAGGCAGGCGAAGCCCACGCAGUGAAGUACGUCAUAAAGCCCUAG